Ylistrum balloti is the source of this 876-nucleotide messenger RNA. Its product is annotated as putative deoxyribonuclease TATDN3. The record is from RefSeq and is a predicted model, not a curated record. The coding region runs from base 30 to 875 and encodes 281 amino acids. Lineage: Eukaryota; Metazoa; Mollusca; Bivalvia; Pectinida; Pectinidae. Gene Ontology annotation, molecular function: hydrolase activity, acting on ester bonds. The transcript is spliced from 12 exons.
GAAAUCAGUUUGCUGGCAGAUUAAGAAAUAUGGCAGGUGUUGUAGACGAGACGGUCGGUCCGUCCCACGGAAUAGCCAUGGUGGAUUGCCAUUGCCAUCUUGUGGAUAAGUCUUUUGAUGAGGAUAUUGACACUGUGAUUCAGCAAGCAAAACAGGCAGGUGUGAAGGGAACCCUGGUGGUGACAGAGACCUACACACAGUUUGAUAAAGUCUUGCAGCUGGCACAAAGACACCCAGAUUUUGUAUAUCCUUGUCUGGGAGUUCACCCAGUCCAGGGUGCCCUGACUGGAGAACAGAGGUGUGUCACACUAGAGGAUGUAGAAAAGGCCUUACCCAUUAUAGAACAGAACAUCAGCAGUAUAGCUGCCAUAGGGGAGAUAGGUCUAGACUUUCAGCCAAGAAUAUGUGUUAGACCAGAAGACAAAGACGUUCAGCGACAGGUGUUAAAAUUACAGGUUGAUCUGGCAAAGAAAUAUGAUUUACCUGUGAAUGUACAUUCAAGAUCUGCAGGUAGACCAACCAUUGCUGCUUUAAGAGAAUUUGGUGCUGAUAAAGUAUUGUUACACGCCUUUGAUGGUAAGCCAGCAGUGGCUAUGACAGGUGUGGAGGCUGGGUACUUUUUCUCUAUACCGCCAUCUUGUGUCAGGAAUCCAGAGAGCAAACUAGUUCAGCGGUUACCAGUUACAAAUAUUCUGCUUGAAUCUGAUUCGCCAGCUCUUGGACCAGAAAAAGAUGUGAGAAAUGAACCAAAAAAUAUUUUGUUAUCUUGUGAUUACAUCGCUACAAGGAAGAAGUUAGACGUCCAUGAACUGAGCAGAAUCACCACAAUGAAUGCCUUAAAACUAUUUCCUAAACUUGCAAGAGUAAUAAAAUGAU